Messenger RNA from Cylicocyclus nassatus, 1106 nucleotides. NCBI's taxonomy places the organism in Eukaryota, Metazoa, Nematoda, Chromadorea, Rhabditida, Strongylidae. The record is from the annotation of a GenBank genome assembly.
ACGCUUUGGCAUUCAGAAAAGUGUUCUUGUAUGUUCACUAACAACAGCGCAAAUGAGCAUGAUCAACAACCUCGGGACACGACUGUUCAAAUCUGUCACUGACAAAGCCGGUGACCUUGGCGACAAAUUUGAGGAGGAAUUCGCGCGGCUCUCGCAGAACAUUACGGCGGAAGUGGACGCAAUUGUUACUGAGGCCAUAUCGUUGUCGGGAUAUAUAAAGGUCGCGCUAGUUAUCCUCUGUAUAUUACUGAUAUUGGCUAUCAUCCGAUUUAGUGCUUUUGGUUUUCGGUGCAUGUUCUUCAAAGCAUGGGACUGGAUACGAGCUAAUGAAAGCAAACCACCUCCUCAGGUAAUCCUGCUAAUGCCCACUGGCGAUGGUAAAUAUCGUCCUACCACGACUGUAUACGCUGAUCCGCAAACAAAGAGUGUUAUUGAUCGGAUUCAACGGGAGUCGUUUGAGUUGUUCAACGAAUACGAGCAUGAACCGAUUCGGAUGAAACCUCCUAAACUUGGCGCCAUCAAAAACUCUCGCUAAGCUCUUAUUUGAGCUAUGGAAUGCAACAAAUUGCUUUUGUUCUACUGCUUUAUCACAUGCUAUCGUAAUGUGAAAUCUCGUAGUCCCACAAUCUUUAGCCCUUUUAUCACCUUAUCGUCCUUCCUUGACUCAAAGGAAGUAGAAAUCCUGAGUUUGGUAUUGCUCCGCCUUCUUGUUCGUGAUGUAUUUGACUUUGCAAGGUAUUCAUCGAUUUGCUCUUGCCGUUGCCUUAUCAUUAGUGCACGGGUAUAAAAAAUCAUUUUUACAGUGUAUGUGCUCCUUAUAUAAAACAUAACCUAGGCAGUCACCUUUUCUGAUUUCAAGUUGCGUUUCUAUAAAAAGUUCCUUUGCGUACUAAUCUGCAAUUCCAUUCCAUGAAACGGUUUAUUCUACUACCGGAGCUGGCCUGUUGCUCGUUUUGAUACUUGCUUCAUGAUAGAAACCACGUAAAUCAUUUGUAUUGUACGAUGUGCAUAUGCUACAUUCAUAGAAAGAAAGGAGACAUUAGCAUGGGUAAUUAUAAAAAUACCUCUGCCCGUAUUUGUAAAGUACCUUUGUUUUAUUUGCAGCC